AAGAAUAGAAUAAAAAUACUCAUAAACAUGCAGGCUUUAUACUAACAAAGCUUCUCAUUGUAUGUCUUUUUUUUUAACAAGAAAUUAAUUUAUGGCUUUUAUAGGAAGGAUUUGACAGAAUUUUCAUUAUUAUUAUUUUUACAAUAAAUAUAUAAGGAUUAAAAGAGUGUGCAUCCAGACUAGACAUUUCAUUCUCAGUAACCUUGGCGUCCAUCACCAUCUUCCAUCCGACCUUAUUAUAAGCCCUCUCAUGGUGGUGUCUGCCAUUGCAUCAGCCAACUAGGUGAAGGAGGAAGGAUGCUUGGAUAGUUUGUUUUCUCCACAUUACAAACCUGCUGGACAUCACCAUAUCCUGCUGUGGUCUGCCUCGCAUAUAUUGUCUCUCCCCCUCCUCCUCUUCCUCCUCUUCCUCCUCCUCCUCCUCUUCCUCCUUAAUCUCCCAGAUUGUCGGCGACUUGCUGCAGUCGAUGCUGCAGUUUUGAGCCGCUCCUGCAACCGGCUGACAACAGCUGACUGACUCGAUGAGAAAGACAUGCUCGCAUUCGUUUUGGUCUCUGGGUCGCUCUGGAUUAUAUUAGAGUUGAGUUCCACUCUGAUGGAGAAGAUGCAGGCCCAGGAGAUGAUGAGCGGCCUGAGGAUACCAGAGAUGGACGAGCUAGGACAGUUCUUCCGCUCCCUGCCGACCUCCACGCUUGUGGGCAUCGGCGCUCUGACUGCCGUGCUGGCGUACUGGUUGGCCACCAGACCCCGACCCAUCAAGCCACCCUGCAAUCUGCUGCACCAGUCAGAGGAGGUUCCGCAUGAAGAUGGAGGCCGUAGGUCCAUGAUGGGCGACAACUCCAAGCUGCUGACUCAUUACCAUGACGACGCCAGGACCAUGUACGAGGUCUUCCAGAGAGGCCUCCACAUAUCUGGUGAUGGACCUUGCCUAGGCUCGCGGCUCCCUAACCAGCCUUACAAAUGGAUAUCCUACAAAGAGGUGACGGCCCGGGCUGAGCAUCUGGGUUCAGGCCUUCUGCACCAGGGCUGCCAGCCCAACCCCAACCAGUUCAUAGGAGUGUUCGCCCAGAACAGGCCAGAGUGGAUCAUCUCAGAGCUAGCUUGCUACACCUACUCCAUGGUGGUGGUUCCCCUUUACGACACAUUGGGCCCAGACGCUAUACGGUUCAUCAUUAAUACUGCUGACAUCUCCACGGUGAUCUGUGACAAAGUGGAGAAAGCUCAGGUGCUUCUGGAUAACGUGGAGCGGAAGGAGACUCCGGGCCUGCGGAGAAUCAUCCUGAUGGAUGACAUUGACUCCGCCCUCGUGGAACACGGCAAGAACUGCGGCGUCCACGUGCAGGCCCUGCUGGAAGUCGAGGCUCUGGGCAAAGAGCACUACAGAAAACCUGUACCGCCAGCACCAGACGACCUAUCCAUUGUGUGUUUCACCAGUGGAACUACAGGAAACCCAAAGGGAGUCAUGCUCACCCAUGGCAACGUGGUGGCAGAUUUCUCGGGCUUUCUCAGAGUAACAGACAAAGUCAUCUUUCCCAACCAAGACGAUUGCCUCAUCUCCUUCCUGCCACUGGCUCACAUGUUUGAGAGGCUCAUCGAGUCUGUGGUGUACUGCCAUGGAGGACGGAUCGGGUUCUAUCAGGGCGACAUCCGCCUCCUCCCAGAUGACAUGAAGACCCUGCGGCCGACCAUUUUCCCAGUGGUGCCUCGACUGCUCAACCGCAUGUACGACAAGAUCUUCAGCCAGGCUAAUAGCCCGUUGAAGCGCUGGCUGCUCAACUUUGCUGCUAAGAGAAAAGGUGCUGAAGUCAGCAGCGGGAUCAUUCGCAGUGACAGCUUCUGGGACAAAGUCUUCUUCAGUAAGAUUCAGGCCAGCCUCGGAGGAAGACUGAGGAUGAUUAUAACAGGAGCGGCUCCUACCUCGCCCACCGUCCUGGGAUUUCUCAGAGCAGCUCUGGGAUGCCAGGUGUACGAGGCGUACGGCCAGACAGAGUGCACAGCUGGCUGCACCUUCACCACACCUGGCGACUGGACCCCAGGUCACGUCGGAGCGCCGCUGCCAUGUAACCUCAUCAGACUGGUGGAUGUUCCUGACAAGAAUUACUUUGCCUCUAAAGGAGAGGGAGAGGUUUGUGUGAAGGGACCAAACGUGUUUAAGGGCUACCUCAAAGACCCGGAGAGGACGGCCGAGACGCUGGACACAGACGGCUGGCUUCACACCGGAGACAUCGGCAAAUGGUUGCCUAAUGGCACACUGAAGAUCAUCGACAGGAAGAAGCACAUCUUCAAGUUGGCGCAGGGCGAGUACAUUUCCCCCGAGAAGAUCGAGAACAUCUACAUUAGGAGCCAACCUGUGGCACAGCUCUAUGUUCAUGGAGAUAGCCUGCAGUCCUGUUUGGUGGGAAUUGUGGUUCCUGACCCUGAAGUCAUGCCUGAAUGGGCCAAGAAAAAAGGCAUAUUAGGCACCUACAAGGACCUCUGUAAAAACACGGAAUUAAAGAAGGCGAUCCUUGAAGAUUUGGUGCGUCUGGGCAAGGCCAGUGGCCUCCACUCUUUUGAGCAGGUGAAGAACAUCUACGUCCACAACGAGAUGUUCUCCAUCGUAAACGGCCUCCUGACUCCGACACUAAAGGCCAAGAGGCCGGAGCUGAGGGAGUUCUUCAAGGAGAAGAUCGAGCGGCUCUACAACAGCAUCUCCAUGUGAAGGCCGGCACAUUUUCCCUUGGAGCAUCUUAACACUAAGAUCUGCUUUGACCAUUGAACCGCAGUGGGACAAAGACGUGACACCUUAGGCUUAACAUGCUUUGGGAAAACAAGCCAAACCUGGCCCUACUAUGGAAGAUUUAAAAUAAAAAAUCAAAGAAAUAAAGUGGAAAACAAUACACAUUUGUAUUUCCUUUUUAUGUAUGCAUUUACUGCGGUAUUAUAAUCCAAUGAAAGCAUAUGUUAAAAGGAAAAUGAUGUAGCUUUUAGUCUGUGAACUGAAUUGUUUUUCAUUGUGACAUGAAUUUCCCAUGCUGCAUUAAGAACAAAUCACACAACAGAAGUGGGUGCAUCUCAGUGUUGUCCAGCAGAGGGCAGUAUAAACCUGCCAACACUAAAUACAAAGUAGUUUUCAUGAGGAUUUCACUUUAUUUCUUUGUUUGAUUUGUUUUAAUUUAGGCAUUUUAAAUCUUACUUACAUUGCUACCUGCUAUUUCCCCAAAACAAACCAUCAGAUGCUCUCUCCCCAGCAGCAGCAGCACCUUUUAUGUUGAGCAAUCCACUCCUACUUCCUGUCAAACUGCUUCUCCUCCAUCAGUUUAAACCCACCAGCCAAACACAACCUAAAAACCCACAGUUGUAGGCUACGACAGCAAGCGUGAUGUCUUUGUGUAUAGACUAGCUCAAGGAGAUGUCCUGCUGAAACCUCGUGGGACAGUAAUGGACUUCAUCCUCAGUGGAAAACAGUAGAUUUUCCUUUUAAUCGAACAAGCAGUGCCGCCAAGCAGGGCCUGUGACAUUUCCCCUGAUCUGACACAGCAAAGAUUCAACCCAGACAUGGUGCAAUUUGACCGAAAGCACAUGUUUGAGGUCAGAGGUAGAGAGAGUAGCAGCUCCUGCCUUACAAAUCACUGCUGUCUACACUGCUCCAUGUUUGAGCCACAUCCAGAUCACACUUCAUGUAUUCGCUCGUUCAUUAAAGUCACCGCUACAUGGCUGUGAUCGGCAGUUCAGCAUGCAUGCUAUACUCGUUUAUGUGAAGGACUGGCCCACUGUAACAAUCACACUCAGUCGCUUCAAUCACAACUUUCUUUACAUCCAUCUUUGCACAACUAGUAUGUCAGGUAAAAAAAAAAAAGAGAUAAUGCAAAAAGCAGGGCUCAGGGCAAUGCAUGCAGUUUGCCCUGCGAUGCUGGCACCGUUAGCGUUUGACUUGAAAAA
Messenger RNA from Sebastes umbrosus (honeycomb rockfish), 3921 nucleotides. RefSeq names its product acyl-CoA synthetase long chain family member 6 (gene acsl6). Gene Ontology annotation, molecular function: arachidonate-CoA ligase activity. The record is from RefSeq and is a predicted model, not a curated record. Lineage: Eukaryota; Metazoa; Chordata; Actinopteri; Perciformes; Sebastidae. Gene Ontology annotation, biological process: long-chain fatty-acyl-CoA biosynthetic process; very long-chain fatty acid metabolic process; long-chain fatty acid metabolic process. Gene Ontology annotation, cellular component: membrane; endoplasmic reticulum.